UUGUUGCUGGGACAAUAAUGAUUGUCAACAAUAUGGCGGAAAAAUAAUGAAAGCAGGUGCUUGUGUUUUAGAAUAAGCCUCAAGUUACAAUGUCACUGGUCAGAACAGAUUACAGUCUACAAAAACAUGAGUGGGGAGACAGUAGGCGACAACGACUCAAACUUCCCAAAAUUGGUGAUAUUCCACAACCAACAAUAGACUAUGAAAAACUUCGAAUGCUCUGCAGUAUUGAAGGACUUAAAGGAAGAGACCACACAGAAUCAAGUGAAGAAGCUCAUCAAGAAUUUAUGAGAAACUACCAGGAAAUAUUUGCUAAACCACCCAAAAAAUCUGGUUAUCCAAACCACUCUGAAAAAAGGAAUGAAAUUAAGUCCUCAACUGCCAGUGUUACCAACAGAGCCACAGGUAAAACAUCAGAGGUGCUGAAACCCACAAGCAAGGAAUAUCCCAUUGACACUGUGACACAUGACAUCAGAGAUUAUAUGCCCCUGCUCCAUAAACAAAGAAAGAGUGAAGACCCAGCACAUGUACGACUGGACAAUUUACGAACACUAAGAAAGCUACUAAGAAAACUGCCAUUUGAGAGAUCACUACCAGAUAUAGAGAAAAUAUUCUCAAUUCUACAGACGUUUGAUUUCUUCAAAGAUAAGAUUCCACCUAAAGUUCUCCGAGAACUUUGUGUUGUUGGUGUUCUUGAGCAGUGGAAAGAACCAGGGUUUACAGUAUUUGGAAAAGUUGGGUUACAUAUGGUGUUGAGGGGAGCUGUCAAACCAAUAACUGACCCCCAUUUAAAUGAAAGCAAUGAAGUCCCAGACUCGCGUAGUUCAACACCUCUUCUUCCAGAGGACAAUGAAAAAGAGUUGGUUGCUGGUGAUUGUUUCGGAACAUUAGUUAAAGUAUCAAGAGAACAAGGUUCAAAAAUUUUCAGUGUUGUCACUGUGCAGCCAAAUUGUGAAUUCCUGAAGAUAUCAUCCACAGACUAUAUGAGAGUGAUCGAACAAAUAAAACAGCGGGAACAUACGGAAAAGGUGAACUUACUAUUAUCCUGUGGACAAUAUCAAAUGUGGCCAAAACAGCCAGUGCUGAAGGUAGCGGAGCUGAUUGAGUGGAUGAGUGCCCCUCCCAAUUCAUUACUGGUCAGUGAGAAAUAUAAAGCUCCGUACAUUGGCUUCAUCAAGUCUGGAGUCUGCCAUGUUCUCAAACAAGUAGAAGUCAUGCAUACUCAUCCUAAUGGACAGAGGGAAAAGAAAACCAAACAAGUGGUUGUGGGGAAACUGAAGGAGUCACAGUCAUUUUCAGAACUGAGUGUACUUUUAGACGAACCAAUAGACUGCACAAUCCUGACGGAUAAAAACGUUGAGCUAGGAAUCAUCAGAAAGGAAAGAAUCACAGAAUUGGAUGAUGAUACAAAGAAAUUGUUUCAACAGUCUGCAGAACCUACCUUUGGAAAUUUAAAAAAGAGUGACAUUCAAGAAGAAUACAUUAACCAGAAACUGAAGAGUGAGUGGUCCCAGUUUAAGCGUGGGGUUGUGAUGGACGUCAUAAAUUCUCGGGGUAUACGACCUGGAUAUGGCAAAUGGUCAAUGUCCUCCGGAAAAGAUAAAAUGUGAUUUUAAAAAAAUGGUGUGCCAAAUAAAUUAUUAACUUCAUAAUUAUGAAUAUUUGACUGAAUGAUGUAAACUUGUUUCUUUGUUACUAUAUACAUACAGUGCCCUAUUUUUAUUAAUUUAGAGAUGAAGAUUCAAGCUCCUUUACAUUUUCCUAUUUUGUAUAUAUAAAGUACAUGUUCUGUAUAUAAAGAACUCAUCUGUUUUUUAUCUUUAACAGAUUAUGUUACUGAUUUUGAAAUUCAUAUAUAAUUGAAUAUAAUGUUGUGAUUUACCAUUGUUGAAUGUUUGACAUAACUGUGAUAAUUAUGUACAGAUUUUAUGGAAAUAAAAGCAAUUCUGUUGUCAAUGAAUGCU
This is a messenger RNA of Magallana angulata, 1964 nucleotides long. RefSeq names its product cyclic nucleotide-binding domain-containing protein 1-like. The record is from RefSeq and is a predicted model, not a curated record. The transcript has 14 exons. NCBI's taxonomy places the organism in Eukaryota, Metazoa, Mollusca, Bivalvia, Ostreida, Ostreidae. Bases 90 to 1610 code for a protein of 506 amino acids.